AGGGUGAGAAGGGUCAGCUGUGGUCCGACCUGCACGCCUCAGAGUCCUGGAGGUCUACAGGUCUCUGAGAGAUGGAAGGCUGCAGCCCAUCACCUUCUCUGUGGUGGUCUGAGCUUGUCCCUGGCAGUGGACCCAGCGUACCACACGGUGAUGGAGGAGGGGUCAGUCUGUCCAUCUGUCCGUCAGUGAUCGUCUGAACUUCAGGAGCGUCUGAUGGAUCCGAUUCUGUUCUUCACUCUGUCGCUCUGCUGGUGGACGGCUGCUGCGAGGUCGACAUGGAGCGAGGUACCCAAGCUGAUAGUGAGCUCCCAUGAGAUCGAGGAUGGAGAGACGGUGAAGCUCACCUGUAUUCUCCCUAUUGACUACAGAGGAGGAGACUGUCGCCUGUUCAGACAGAAUUCUCAAAGCCCCUUCAAACUGAAGACGGCGACUGAGUACUCCUGUGACUUCUACCUGACCUCCCAACAGCUGCUGGGACCACAGCCGGUGGGCAGCCGUGUCUACCUCCAGUGUGACUAUCACCUGCAGCAGUACACCUCAGUGUUGAGCGACAGCCACGGUGUGACCGUGUGGGGCAGCUGUCCCAGUCCUGCUUUGUCUGUCGGCCGGCGCUUUGUCUCGCCUGACGACAGCGUGGAGGUCACCUGCUCUCCGCCGCUGCGCUCCGUCCACAGGUGUCUCUUCUACAGAGACGAAGUCAUCGUUGCACGGGGGUCAUGCAGCAGAAACAUCACUGGCAAGGAGCUCGCCAUCUGGGAGAAAAGCACCAUGCUGCUUCCUGUCAACCUCACCUGCAGAUACAUGCCUUAUGAACACCUGUACAUCCUCUCAAAGCCCAGCAACCACAACCUGUUGUUCGUCGUCGACGCGACUCAGGCAUCCUCGCCGGUCGAAUGCAGAGUCUCAGUGGAGGACGAGCAGCUGGUGGCGUUCGGGGGCGGCAGCUGGACCUUUGCUGGUGCAGAUGGACCGACGGUUACCAUUCAGGUGACAAACGGCAGCCUGACGUUCAACGAGACCUGCAGCACCGGAUCAAAGUGAUGCGCGCUGGCCCAGAGAUCUGAGUCCUGAUCGGUCUGCUGGGCUGUGAGAAGGCCAUGAAGCUGCAUUACCUUCAGUUAUUACUGGUAAUAUUAACAGAUAAUUUCAUGCAAUUUUAAGAGAGCAAGCUGUUUAAUUAAUUGGAUGUAAUAAUGUGUGUCAAAGUAUUUUCCCUCUGAGAGAUUUUUUCUGUAAAAUG
Molecule: messenger RNA, 1240 nt
Organism: Scatophagus argus
Lineage: Eukaryota; Metazoa; Chordata; Actinopteri; Scatophagidae
Exons: 6
Coding region: 214-1041 (275 amino acids)
Source: RefSeq, a predicted model, not a curated record